UUAAAACAAAUAUGAUAUUGGAUCGUGAAGGUAUGCGGGAGCGUUAUGACCUGGUGGUACUCUCCUCACAACCCACAUACCCCAUAGAAGUACGCAUCACGGUAUUGGAUAUUAAUGAUAAUGCCCCUGAGUUUCCGGAACCAAGUAUAGCUGUGUCAUUUUCCGAAAGUGCGGCAAAGGGAACGAGAUGCCUCUUGGAUGCUGCCACCGAUUUGGACUUGGGUAUUAACAGUGUGAGCAACAAUUAUUCCAUUGUGGAGGGUAAUAUCGAUAAUAAAUUUAGCCUGGCCGUUACCUCAAACCCCAGUGGUGAUGUUUCGUAUUUACAUUUGGAAACGACGGGAGAUUUGGAUCGUGAAACGCGAUCUAUGUAUCGUUUAAAUAUCUCCGCAGUGGAUGGUGGUAAGCCACCGAAAUAUGGGUUCCUGCAGGUCAAUGUUAGCAUAAUUGAUGUGAAUGAUAAUCCGCCGGUUUUCGAUCACAGUGAUUAUAUUGUGUCGCUCAAUGAAUCGGUGAGUCCGGGAAGUACGGUUUUGCAGGUCAUGGCCACGGAUAAGGAUUUGGGGGAUAAUAGUAAAAUCACCUAUUAUUUGGCGGAGACGGAAACCCAAUUUACUGUGGAUCCAGAGACGGGAGUGAUCUCCACAACGGAACAUUUAAAUUGUCCACAGCAGACGUGUCCCACCUUUUCCCGGCCGGGUGGUUCCUGCCCCAAGAGUUGUGUUUUUACGGUGUUCGCUCGAGAUCAUGGUUCCCCCAGGCAGGAUGGCAGGGCCUAUGUCACAGUGAAUCUUUUGGAUACCAAUGAUCAUGAUCCGGUUAUACGGUUUCAAUAUUUCCCGGCCACGGGAUCCUUUGCCACGGUAGAUGAAAAUGCCCUGAAUGGUAGUGUGGUGGCUGCUGUGUCCGUGGUGGAUAUGGAUGAGGGGCUGAAUGGAGAGACUACCAUAAUGAUAACCGCGGGCAAUGAAUUGGGACAUUUUCGUUUGGAAAAGACACCCUCGUUUGAUAUUGUUAGGGUUAAUGGUGUCUUGGAUCGUGAGGAGAUUGGAAAAUAUAAUCUGACCGUGGUGGCCACGGAUAAGGGUACACCCUCGAGAACGGCCACGGCUUAUUUGAUUAUCCAUGUAAAUGAUGUUAAUGACCAUGAACCGGUUUUUGAAAAAUCUGAAUAUACGGCGAUUUUAAGUGAAUUGGCUCCGCCGGGAUCAUUUGUAGCCUCCAUUGCUGCCACCGAUGAGGACACGGGGGUGAAUGCCUUGAUUUUCUAUGACUUUGUAUCGGGUAACACCAAUCAAUGGUUUGCAAUAGAUUCCGCCACGGGUUUAAUUACCACCCAAGCAUCGCUGGAUCGUGAGGUUGAGGGCUCUGUGGAAUUGAGCAUUUCCGCUCGAGAUGGUGGCCCCAAUCCCAAGUGGGCUUAUACCCAGCUGAAGGUUACCAUUUUGGAUGAAAAUGACGAAGCACCCCAAUUUACCCAACCCCAUAUCAAUGUCAGUCUGAGCGAAGCGACACCCCUGCACAGCUUAAUUGCCAUGUUAACAGCCAAUGAUCACGAUCAGGGCACAAAUGGUUCAGUGACUUAUACGCUGGCCACGGUCACCGAACGUCAAUAUCCCGAACAAUUCCAGCUAGACACACUAACUGGCCAAUUAACGACGAAAAAAGCACUAGAUCGUGAAUUACAAGCGAAUUAUGAAAUUUUCGUAAUCGCACGUGAUCAGGGUACACCGCCGAAAUCGUCGACGGCCACUGUGUAUCUGCACAUAGAAGAUGUCAACGAUAAUGCACCAGAAUUUUAUCCGAAAAUGUAUUUUCAUGCGUUGGCGUUGCCAGGCAGUACAACAGCAACAACAAUGGCAAAUAGUAAUGGUGUUACAUCGGCUACUGCAUCCUCUGCUUCGGCCUCACAAGCUCCUGACAUUGUAAACAUGCUGCAGAGGCCAUUAUUAAAAGUUUUUGCUACCGAUCGUGAUGAGGGUGAUAAUGCCUUAAUUACUUAUACCUUAAAUACAGGUGGUGAUGGUUUAUUUGUUGUCGAUACAUGGUCAGGUUCGAUCAUGUUCAGCUCUAAGGUUAUAAAUGCAGUCACAACUAACUCACGAGUCGGCAGCGGCACAUCUUCAUCCUCCUCCUCUUUGCCAGAUAUUUUACAUCAUUUUACCAAGCCCUUGUACAAGCUACACAUAACCGCCAAAGAUCGUGGUGAAAGGCAAAGCGAACAAGAUGCUGUGGUGGAGAUAAUACUGCAGGAUAAAUUACAAACAUUGGAAUUUGAUUCGUAUUCGCAAACCUAUGAAUUUCAGCUAAGCGAAGAUAAUGGCAAUGAGUCGCCGCAAUUGAAUCGGGAAGUGGGCCAGGUCCAAAUAAAGGCAACGCAGCAGGCAGCCUCCUCUGAGGCCUUGGAAUAUUUUAUAGUAUUCGGAGAUCCAGAAGAAAAUUUCCUGAUCAAUAAAAAAUCGGGUAUGAUAACCACCCAAAAAGCCAUAGAUCGUGAACAGCGGAACCAAUAUCAAUUGGAAGUGGUGGCAAGGCGGGGCCUGGCCUAUGGCAAAUGUUUGGUACACAUUUCCAUAUUGGAUGUUAACGAUAAUCGCCCAAUCUUCGCCCUGGAUCGUGAUGAUGAAAUAAGUUUACCCGAAAAUGCCGCCGUCGGUCAGGAGGUUUACAUUGCCCGGGCGCGGGAUAGGGACUCUGGAAACAAUAGUCGCAUAACUUAUACGCUCAGUUUUAAUCCGGAUAUGUUAUUUCGUAUUGGACCCUCAACGGGAGUGAUUUAUUUACAAAAACCUCUAAAAGCGGAACCAGGGACAUCUAUGCAACUGGAACUAACCGCAACGGAUCAUGGCAGACCCACACUAUCGAAUAAACACACAAUUACCAUACUCAUUAGGGAUGUCAAUGAUCACACGCCAGUGUUUGAUAGUACUUCGUACGAAACUUCACUUCUCGAAUCCACCCGGGUCAAUGAACGUUUCUUUUCCGUGAAGGCCCAUGAUCGUGACUUGGAGCUGAACAGCCGCCUCUCCUAUGAAAUUAUUGAAGGUAAUUUGGCUCAAAAAUUUGGCAUCUUCCCCGAUGGCUAUCUCUUUGUACGUUCUCCCCUGGAUCGGGAGGAAAAAGAUUACUAUGCUCUCACGGUGAAAUGUCAGGAUGCAGGAGAACCGCAAAGGACCUCCGAGGUGCCAGUUAUAAUACAUGUUAUCGAUGAAAACGAUAAUGCUCCUCAGUUCAGUAACAGCUCCUUUAUCUUCAGUCUACCGGAAAAUGAACCAGCCGAUGCUUUUGUGGGUAAACUCACCGCGAUGGAUAAGGAUAUUGGUAGAAAUGCGGAAUUGAUCUAUACCUUGGCCUCGCCCAUCAAAGAAUUUACUAUAGAUUCGCGGAAUGGUUUCAUUAAGGCCCUACGACCCUUUGAUCGUGAGGAAUUGAUACAACGCAUGCCAUCAAGUGGAGGAUCCUCAACAGCCAUUGGGGGACCCUUGGCGGGAUAUCAAAAUUUCAUUCUGCUCGAGGCCAUAGUGGCGGAUAAUGGCACACCGCGCCUUAAAGAUAAAGUAAAAAUCAAAAUCAUUAUCACCGAUGUCAAUGAUAAUGCACCGGAAUUUGUCCGAGCUCCCUACAGGGUGCAAAUAUCCGAAGGCUCUCUGGUGGGGACACAAAUAAUGCGGGUCUAUACCAACGAUUUGGAUGAGGGUUUAAAUGGUGAUGUUUAUUACUCCAUUGUGAAAGGGAAUCAGGAGGGACGCUUUGCCAUAGAUGAUGCCACGGGUCAGCUAUCUUUGGCCAGGAAAUUGGAUCGGGAAUACCAAGAUGAAUAUCAGCUGCUAGUUAUGGCCAAAGAUGCUGCCAUCGAAGGGCAACAAUUGAACAGCACAACAACCGUUACCAUUGAGGUCCUCGAUGAAAAUGAUGAGACCCCUAAGUUCGUGGAUACCCUCAAGGAAAUAACAGUGCGAGAAACCUCCCUUGUCGGCACGGAGUUGAUGCGCUUCAAGGCCUUGGAUUCUGAUUUGGGUAUUAAUUCGCAAAUAUCCUUUUCCCUUACGGCCGGAAAUCGCAAGGACACCUUUCACAUAGAUUCCUAUAGUGGCAUACUCUACCUCCACAAAGCCCUGGACUACGAAGAGACUACGGUGUAUCACUUAAAUAUCACAGCUUCGGAUGGUGGUUCCCCACCACUCUCAAGUACCAUAAUUUUUACCGUUAAUGUCCAGGAUGAAAAUGAUAAUCCUCCAAUCUUUCCGAACACAGCCAUUGUAAGGCAAAUCAAGGAGGGAAUUGAUUUACGCACACCCAUAGUUACAGUGACCGCUGAAGAUCCGGAUUCCGCCCUCAAUGGCAAUGUUACCUAUAGCAUUGCCAAACAAGAUCCUGAGCUGCCGGGAGGUCGUCACUUUGGCAUUAAUACCCAAACUGGAGUUAUACACACCCUACGUGAAAUCGAUCGGGAAACAAUUGAUACUUUUCGCCUGACCGUGGUGGCCACCGAUCAGGCCCAGAAACCCGAAAUGCAGUUGUCUGCCGAAAAAUUAGUCACAGUCAUUGUGGAGGAUAUCAACGACAAUGCUCCCGUUUUCAUAUCCAUGAAUGCUGCCAUCCUGCCCUCAAAAAAUCAACAAAUGUAUGCCCAAAAUCGGGAUGGUGCCCUGAUCAUGUAUGUCCACGCCACAGAUGCCGAUUCUUCUAGUAAUGGUAUUGUUACCUAUGAACAUGUAUUCGGUCACAUGGAUCUCUUUAAGCUACAUCGCAAUACAGGGGCCAUAACCCUAAGGAAACCCAUUACCAAACCGGAAGUACGUUAUCAACUCUCGUUGAAAGCCACCGAUGAAGCCGUGCAAAGUGAACGGAAAAGUACCGAUGCCUACAUAACCAUAAUUGCAACAAGUCCCUCGGGCGUAAUGGGACCGGUAUUUGAUCAGCUGGAACAAAGUGGCUCCGUUUAUGAAAAUGAACCGAUCGGUACAAGCAUCUUAACGGUUAGUGCUCGUUUAAAUUCGGCGGAAAUUGAAUAUUAUGUUACGAACAUAACGGCGGUGAAUACGGGUACGACGAAUUCCUUAACGAUAACGGGUACGGAUUCGAAAACGUAUGUGAAUGAACGGUUAUUUGAUAUUGAUACCAGAUUGGGAAUACUAUCAACAGCUAAGGAGCUAGAUCGUGAGGCAGGUGCCGAUAUGUACGAGGUGGAGGUGUAUGCGAUAGCAUUAGGCGGUAGUCCAAGGACCACAAGUACUAAGGAACAGCAACAACUAUGGCAGCAACGUCUACAUCAUCUUGAGCAUCUCAACAGCAAAACAUUAGCUAAGGUUACUCACUACUGGCAGGCUCUAGUUGGUGAUGGUGGUGCUAGUGCUGCAGCUCCUGCUUCUCCUGUUGUUGCUGUUAUUGUUAACAUUGCAACGCAUUUAUUAGCCUUAAGCUAA
Musca vetustissima is the source of this 5426-nucleotide messenger RNA. RefSeq names its product cadherin-related tumor suppressor-like. The transcript has 2 exons. Gene Ontology annotation, molecular function: calcium ion binding. The record is from RefSeq and is a predicted model, not a curated record. NCBI's taxonomy places the organism in Eukaryota, Metazoa, Arthropoda, Insecta, Diptera, Muscidae. Gene Ontology annotation, biological process: homophilic cell-cell adhesion. Gene Ontology annotation, cellular component: plasma membrane. Bases 12 to 5426 code for a protein of 1804 amino acids.